GGAGGUCAAAAUGGAUUCCCCAAUAAAGCCGUGGGAGAGAAGAAACCCAAAUUCAAUGCAUAAUAUCCCAUCAAAUAUUGGCCAGGGCGGCUUAACAAGACCUCGCACUAAUGUGUUUGGAGACAACACCAGAUCGAUGGGGCCAUCUGUCCCACGGCGACCAAACAAGCCAGCUAGUACCUCACUGUCUGGUGCCUAUGGACCAUCUUCGUACAGCUCUGGUCUGGGGAGCUUCGGUGGCUAUAGCAGCAUGAUGAGUCCAUACAGCAUGUACGGAGGGGGCGGAGGGAUGUAUGGAGGAUAUGGGAGGAUGGGGUACGGAGGGAUGAGCACCGGUGUCUCUACAAACAGAUUUGUACGUCUAGCCGAAGAGAGCUCUAGACCUGCAUUUGAGUCUUUAGAGAGUAUCGUCCAGGCUGUCGGGUCUAUCGCAAUGGUGCUAGAAUCAACGUUCUUCGCUGUAAAUAGUUCAUUCAGAGCUGUGAUAGGACUUGCUGACCACUUUACUAGGUUAAAGACACAGUUUUCUGCCAUCAUUUCAGCAUUUACUGUGAUAAGGACGCUGAGAUACCUCUAUAGGAAGGUUCUCUUCAUGUUGGGGUUUCGUAAGGAAAGUCCAGUAGACGAUGCUUGGGUUGAGGCUAAGGCUGAGAACAUUGUAAACGACCUAAAGAAGAACAAAUCCAGCUGGCCUGUCCUGCUGUUCUUUGUUAUAGUGUUGGGCGGGCCAUAUCUUAUCUGGAAACUUCUCCACAACUUCAUGAAUUCGGAUGAAGUCGAACAGUGGGCCACCGGUGAUGCUGAUCAUUUCCUGGCUGAGGGUCAAUUCGACUUUGAAGGUGAAAGUGAUGAUGAACUCAGCUUUGAAGCCGGCCAGAAAAUUUUGGUUGCCCCAAAAGAACUCCAGCCGCAGAUGCGAGACUGGCUGUUAGCGAGUGUGACUGGUAAGGUCGGCCUGAUUCCUUUGAACCACAUACGGAUACUCGGAAAACGAAGAGGAAAGAAACAACGUCAACAGUUCAAGGAAGAAGCACAUGAUGUCUGGCAGGAUGUGACGCCCAAGCCCCAGGCAGAGGAUACGAGUAUGACAGAUGCGCAGAGAGUCCCUGCGAAUGAAGCAGUAAAGGACAAACAUGUGGCCUUUUGGGAUGAAGUUGGUGAUAGCAGCCAUCAAGGUUGUGAUGGAGAUGGUCUUGUGGACUGUGAAUUUGUUGAUAGAGUUGAUGAUGAAGUGGAAACCAAGAUUGCUCCUGAUAAGGAUGAACCAGUUUAGAUUGCCAAACUCGUCCUCCUUCAACUUGCUAUCACAAUCACAAGGUGGACAAUAUGAACUGAUGAAACAUUUACCAUAUCAAGAAAAUAUCUCAUCUUCACUCCGACAAACUGAACAGCUUUUCAUUUGGACUACCCAUGUUAGGAGUAUAUUUUGUUGGUUUUAUGUUUUUGAUUCCACCUUUGAUUGGUAUGUUCGUACUGUCUUACUCGUCCUGGCUGAUUCAGGCGACCAUGUCACUGAUGGUAACAUGGGGUAUUAAUUUGGUGCUGCUUUGUGUAUAUAUACUUGUAAAUAAUGUGAAUCGUUCAUGAAAGUGAAACGAGGUAAAUGGGGCCAUAUGAGUUUGUGAAUGUUGGCUAUGGUACAUGAAUGGGUAAUUUGCAUGAAUGGGUAUUUCAGUGAAAUAAAGUGGCCAUUUCCUGGAUCUGAUUCAUUCUGAGUGUUUCGAUAUGCAGACAGAAACAGUUGCAGUUUGUGUUCAUUUGAAAAAUUUGCUGUGGACGAUUGGGCUGAUCACUGGCUUAUUUAUGUGUAAAUAUUUAUCAUGUGCUGAUGACUUUAAUUCAAUCAAACAACCAAUAAACAUUGGAUAAUUAACAAAACGUUUCACUUUACUACUUGCUACUCCUAUUUGAACC
Molecule: messenger RNA, 1914 nt
Organism: Lineus longissimus
Lineage: Eukaryota; Metazoa; Nemertea; Pilidiophora; Heteronemertea; Lineidae
Product: peroxisomal membrane protein PEX13-like
Exons: 4
Coding region: 11-1273 (420 amino acids)
Biological process (GO): protein import into peroxisome matrix, docking
Cellular component (GO): peroxisomal membrane; peroxisome; peroxisomal importomer complex
Molecular function (GO): protein binding
Source: RefSeq, a predicted model, not a curated record